AUGACAACUUUUUGGGUGAGCACAAAAAAGCAUUAUUGUGAAACGUGCAACUGCUGGUUGUCUGGGCAUAAAGUGAACAUAAAGAAUCAUGAAAAGAGCGCAAGACAUGUCGAAAAUUUAAGGAAAUUAAUUAGCGAAUCAUUUAAAAGGAAAGAACAAGAAACGAAAGAGAAAGAGUUCCUUGAAAAGGAAUUAAGAAAGUUAGAAAAUGUAGAAAAGAAAUACUUGUCAAAUUUAAAUAAAAAUGAAACAUCCCCUCAACAAGAUGGCGACAACAAAUUGAAUACUCCAUAUUCUUAUGCCAACAACAUAAGUAAUAACAGGAAAAGUAAUAACAAUAAUGAAGGAAUAAACUGUAGUAAUAACCGGGGUAAUAGGCAUUCUAGUCAUAAAAAAUGGAUUCUAAUGGUACAUGAAGAUACGGGUUCUUUAAUAUUUUUCAACAGACUGAAAAACGACAUUGUGUAUGAAAAACCAAAGGAUUUUCAUGAAAAUUUACUCAACUACGAACCAGUUUCUGAACAGAAUGGAUGGCAUAAAUACUUUGAUUAUAACUCAAAUAAUUAUUAUUAUUUUAAUAUUUACAGCUCGAAAAGUAUAUGGGAAUAUUCAAUAAACAGAAUAAGUACUUUGAUUGAUUUUAUCGAUCGUUGUGAUGAAGCUGAAGAAAAAAAAAUCAGUAGUAAUUACACAGAAAAUGUGAAAUUGAAUACGGAUGCAGAUCCUUUGUCUGGUCAUCACGUCCUUUUAAAUAGAAAUAUGAAUUACGCAAAUUACCCCCAAGAGUAUAUUCCGAAUAGUUAUUAUAUACAUGCCAAUUAUAAUUCGUUAAGCAACGCAGCAGGUAACACAAUGGAGCUGGUUGAGAAUUCGAAAAAAGAAAUGAUUAACAGGAACAGAGGCAAAGAUAUAUUUUCUGGUGAAAGCGGUGGUAACACAUACGAUAGUACACAGUAUAACAAAAUGGGUGAUGCAUUUUCUGUCUCCACAAAUGACAGGAUGCAUGAAGAUGGAGAAAAAAUUGUAAAAGAAAAAAAUAACAUAAAGGGUAAUGCAAGCCCAAGUGAUAGCAAUACAGUGAACGAAGUAGUCAAAACAGAGAAGGUCAAAAGUGCAAUUAUCACAAACAAAUUUAAUAAAAGCAAUAUAGGUCUAGAGGGGAACAAAAAUAAUAUGAAUAGUUCUUUCUCUUUUAAGGAAGAAGACAACAAUAACCUUUCUCCGUAUAGAGAGAAAGAAAAGAAUGGUAAUACAAAAAAAGAUAAAGAAGGGGAAAGAAACAAGACAGAUGAAAAGGGUCAAAUUAAGAAAGACUGUGCAAUUCAAAUGGAUGAAAGCUCUAAACCAGGCACAUGGGAAGUUGUGGAGAACGAGAUAAAUAUAAUUUCUAAUGAAAAUGUUGAGAAAAUUUUUUAUAAUAUAAAAUCUAAAGAAGAAAUAGAAAAAGAAAAAAUUGCGCAUCUAGAGGAUCAUAUUCGUUAUGAAUAUUCUGAAUAUAACGAAUUUUAUAUAAAAAAAAAAGAAUUAGAGAAUGAAAAAAUAUAUUUAAAUCAAGAAUUUAAAUUUGUUGACAAACCUAUAUAUAAGAAAAUUAUUGAUAAGAAUCGGGAUAAAAAAGUAGAAUUUGCGAAACGGAGCAUUAAGGGCAUGAUGAAUAAAAAAAAAAUUGCAUAG
This is a messenger RNA of Plasmodium gonderi, 1674 nucleotides long. RefSeq lists its product as hypothetical. Gene Ontology annotation, biological process: mRNA splicing, via spliceosome. The coding region runs from base 1 to 1674 and encodes 557 amino acids. The transcript has a single exon. Gene Ontology annotation, cellular component: precatalytic spliceosome; nucleus. Gene Ontology annotation, molecular function: RNA binding; zinc ion binding. The record is from RefSeq and is a predicted model, not a curated record. NCBI's taxonomy places the organism in Eukaryota, Apicomplexa, Aconoidasida, Haemosporida, Plasmodiidae.